Ailuropoda melanoleuca (giant panda) is the source of this 1029-nucleotide messenger RNA. RefSeq names its product claudin 25 (gene CLDN25). Bases 39 to 725 code for a protein of 228 amino acids. Gene Ontology annotation, molecular function: structural molecule activity. Lineage: Eukaryota; Metazoa; Chordata; Mammalia; Carnivora; Ursidae. The record is from RefSeq and is a predicted model, not a curated record. Gene Ontology annotation, cellular component: bicellular tight junction; membrane. The transcript has a single exon.
CCCUGUCCUUUGCUUUCUGCCUCUGUAGUGGGAACAGCAUGGCCUGGAGUUUCCGCGGGAAAGCCCAGCUUGGAGGACUGCUCCUCUCCCUCCUCGGCUGGGUCUGCUCCUGUGUCACCACCAUCCUGCCCCAGUGGAAGACUCUCAAUCUGGAACUGAAUGAAAUGGAGACCUGGAUCAUGGGGCUUUGGGAGGUCUGCGUGAAUCAGGAGGACGUUGCCGUGUGCAAGGCCUUUGAGUCCUUCUUGUCCCUGCCCCAGGAGCUCCAGAUAUCGCGCAUCCUCAUGGUAGUCUCCCAUGGGCUGGGGCUACUGGGACUUCUGCUCUCUGGCUUUGGGUCCGAAUGCUUCCAGUUUCACAGGAUCAGAUGGGUAUUUAAGAGGCGGCUUUGCCUCCUGGGAGGGACUUUGGAAGCAUCAGCUUCAGCCACUACCCUCUUUCCAGUCUCUUGGGUGGCCUAUGCCACAAUCCAAGACUUCUGGGAUAACAGCAUCCCUGAGAUCGUGCCUCGCUGGGAAUUUGGAGAUGCCCUCUACCUGGGCUGGGCUGCUGGGAUUUUCUUGGCCCUCGGCGGGUUAUUCCUCAUCUUCUCAGCCUGCCUGGGAAAAGAAGAUGUGCCCUCUCUCCAGAUGGCUGGCCCUACAGCCCCACCAUUCUAUGCCCCAGCAGACGAGUCCAAUGAGUCCUUCUAUCUAACACCAAGACCUAAGAACCUAUUCAUCUAGGAACUGCUACUGCCAAGGAAUCUCUGGAAUAAAGAAAUGUCGGUAGAAUCCUUUCUCUUCCUUAUCCUUCACCACUCUAUAUUUAUUUGCCUAUAUGGGGGUGGUAGUCACUGUCCCAUUUGUUAAGGAUUUGACUAUCUUGAUGAUCCAGUAUUUCAGAAUGAAAAAUCAAGGCAGAAUUUCAAACAAACAUGUUUUUCUGAUUUAGAUUUUACUUGUUUAAAAUGCUUUUAAACUCAUUAAUUAUAUACCUGAUUCAUUACUAAAUAUAUUGCAAAAGUACAUCUAUCAUAGAAAAUCUAGU